CUGAGACUGACUCUUUUCUAAGACGGCUGGUUUUGACGCGCCUUAGAGGCAUAUAAACGACGUCAAGAAAGCUUUUCUUUCCCGGUUUCCUUUGAUUACGCAUGGUUUCAGGGCCAUCCUUUUGACAAGGUACCGGAUGUAUGCAUUUUCCUCGAUUUUCCAGACAUCCCGGUAAUCAUCCUAUCUGUCCAUGCCAUCUGUUCUCCCUCGCCCAGAGUUCCUCCCGCAUCCAUCGACCCUCUCUUCUUUAGAUGCAAAUCCAGCAGCUCUGCGAAAAAAUAAUAUCAAUCAAAGCCAGAAUAUCAGAGGUGCGGGACAGUUCACCAGGACGGGCAUUUCGGAAGGACAAGACAAUAUCCAAAAGACGAGAAGGCAAUGUCGCGAGAGCUGUCAAUAUAAGGGCCGAGAUUCCUAUUUUAAUAUCAAACUCUCCGAGAUUCCUAUCAAGGACGAUCCAAAAAUACGGAAGCAGAUGGGGGACAGGAAAACAACGAUCACAGCAAAAGCUGUUAUCCGAGAAAGAGCUCCUGCCGUCACUGUUGAUGGGAAUCAUGCUCGCAAUGUAAACAACAAACACGUUGCCAUUGAGUGGAACUUGGUAGAGAUAAAUUCGAAGUAUCAAUCCUCCCAUUUUGUCAGCACCAAGUGGGUGCCACUGAUCUCCUCCUCAGCCAUUAACUCUCUAAGAGAGAUAACGCUCCCCAUCCCUGGGGUAUCCCUAAGAGGAUACUCGGAUAUGAUGGUCAAAUACGGAGAUCUGGGCACUCGCUGGAAGCGCUGGCAUCAAAAUAACGUCGAGUACAUCUCUCGCGGGUCCUCAGGAUGA
Molecule: messenger RNA, 826 nt
Organism: Desarmillaria tabescens
Lineage: Eukaryota; Fungi; Basidiomycota; Agaricomycetes; Agaricales; Physalacriaceae
Exons: 5
Coding region: 191-826 (211 amino acids)
Source: RefSeq, a predicted model, not a curated record